UGUUAUUUGCAAAAUCAUAUACAAAAACUUUUGUUAUGUUUGUUAGUCACACCUGUUUGUUUCAGUUGGAGUAUUGCUUUAGUAUAAAAAUUCGCUUCUGUAUUUAUUUUUUGUUUUGGAGCUUUGAAGCAGCACGUGAAAGUGUUUGUAUUAACAAAUAUCUACAUAUGUAUGCACAUACACAUGUAUGUAUACAUAUUUAUGAAAAUACAUGUAUGCGAUCGUAAUAAAUAUUAUCAUUUUGUUGUCAAUGUGCAGCAAAGGCUACCCCUGGAUGAAAUGUUAUAUGCCCAUUUAAAUGUCUGCGUUAUACAUAUUAAAGUAAUCCUAUUUUAUUUUGAUUAAAACACUGUUCAAUUCGGUUCCAUUUGACAAAACAUAAUACAUCAUUAGGUAUGAAACACGUGACAACUAAAUACAAAAGAUAUGCUGUAGGAGACAGUGAGAUUAAAAGCGAGUGAUGUCCAAUAUUUGAUGAGGAUACAUACAUAUGUAAAAGGCUUCAUUGUUGUUACACUAGUUUUAGAAGCAGCCUAAGUGAAUUGAUUUGUGUCGUCUUCUCGGAAGAAGAAGUCAACAAAAACAGCUACAAGGAAGAAAUAAGAUAAACCCAGUUCUCUCCAUUUGAUACUUUUUUUAAUCAAAUACUAAUGUUUUACAUGUUAGGUUUUAUUUUAUAAAUAAAGUGUUUUCAGUCUGUAAAUGUAAGUAUUUUCAUCUACGAAAAACAUGAAUUUUUUUAAUGCAUGUACAAGUGUUAAUACAACGCGCAAAAAAUCAGUGCGAUAGUUAAAUGAACGCAUUUCGAUGAAUGUGAUUACAGCUAAUAAAUUCAAGCGCAAAAAGUACCGUUACAGCACCGUACUCGAUAAGAGAUGCGCGUAUGGUAUGCCGACGCAUCGUUAUGAAGUAUUUUUAAAAGGCCGUUUAUUGGAGGAAACCUCGCGACUUAUUAUCACUUUUUCUAUUGUAAUUUGAAACGAAAAUUAUACAUAUCUUAAAAAGCACGAAACAGAGUUAAGUAUAGAAAAUAGAAAUGUUUGUACGUAAGCAACUAAUACCCAAUUAAAUUUUCAGUUCAAAACUAUUACCAUAAGUACGUAAUAUUUUUUUCCCCCGGGCCCGGAGUUUUCAGAGGGGCCCGGACUCGAGGGCAAUUCCAAGAAAUUUCCUGCUUGAAAAAAUAUAGUAAAUAAUACUUCUACCAGAGUUCCGUCACAGACUUUUUUUGGUGUCACCAUAUCGAAUGUUAUGAUCACGAUUACGAAGAAUAAAUAUAUUAUAAUAUGGUAAUACAAAAGUGUGUAUUAUUGAGCUCUUAUUAAAAUGGAACAUUCUAUGCUACUUAUUUAUAAGAUAAAAUAAAUAGCGAAAUUUUAACAUAAUUAUCAGUUGCUGUUAAAUCGGUGAAGGGAGAACUGAGCCAACAACCGGACUUAUCGGCAGCAUCAGCAAAUGCAGUGUCUGCAUCGGUUAAAUCGAAGGCAUCAGCCCCCGCACAGCAAGAUUUCACAAACAAAGCAGCAAUCAGAAAACAUUUGGCGACGUUGGUGACAUCGUGACGCAUAAAUCACCCUUCAAGCGAAAACGCAGUGGCAUGACAAAAAUAUUGCGUCACUCGACGGAACCGUCAACUCCAACAGUAGCAUCGACAGCAGGGGUAACAGAUAACGACUUAAACAAUGUUUUAACCAUCGCAGCUUAUAACCAUACCACAACGUAGAAUAAAGAGUGUUUGUAACAAAGAUUGCUCAUUUGUACCGUUCUUGUUGCCGCCGACGGUGCCGUUAGCCAUUGCUAACUUCGCUGCCACGGCACCUAGCUCCGCUACCGAGAAGAUGCUCAGUGAUCGUUCGCUGCUCUUAGCUUUCGGUGGCGGAUUUAAUUUAAUCGAUAAGCAACUGUGCGAUAUUGGUGCAAAUCUGCCCACCUCGCCUUCACCUGCAGAAGCUGCUGCAGCAGCUUGCAUAUAUUUAGAGAAAGUGAAACAUGAGAAGUUAUCGCCGCAUGUGACAAAAGCGUCAGAAGCACAAUUUGACUCCUUAAACGAAGCCAGCAUGGAGUCAGCGGCGAGUAUCAAUAAUAGUAAUUGUACCAAUCGAAAUAGCAAUAAUACUAAAAACAGCAACAGUAAUAUUGCCAACAGUUUAAUAAUUAGUCAAGUGAAAAAUGCGCUUAGUGGCUCCUCCAGCAAUCUAACUAUUGCUAAUAUGACCAACAAUCAUCCCCACCAACAACACUCACUCCAUCACAGUUCUCAACAACCCCAGUCAGCACAAAAAAACAACGUAAGCAACAUUGGAAAUGUGAAGAGAGAAGGGCUGAGUCCGGGUGCUGGUCCUAAUGGUGACCUUCAGUCAGUGAUGUCGAGAUCACGCAGCACCACACCUUCAUCAUUUCGUGGUGCUUCGCCUCAACAUAUGUCGACAGAAACACUAAUGCCACUAACUUCGAUUUUACGGAUCCAGCAGGCUGCAUCAGCUGGGCGUCAUAAUUCAUCUAUUAUUGCCGCCACCAUGGAUACUGCGCAUCUAGUAACCACAAAUGCUGCACUCCCGACAGAGUUUUCAACACACAACUAUUCCGAUAUUAUGCGCAAUUUAGCGGCCAAAUAUAAUGAUUCCAACCCAAAAAACUCCUCUUCGGCUCGGCGUAAUACUUUUUUUGAAAAUUCAUCAACAACUCCUACCGCCUCUGUUCUCAGCAAAAAUAUCAACCAGCAAACUGGCAUUAGAAAUGCAGGUGCUGCAGCAUCGCAAAGUGUUUUACCUAAGAAAGACGCACAACCGCAACUGAUGCCACGACUAUCCAUGUCACCGGGAGAAGUAGCGGUGGCAGCGGCUGCUGCAUCUUUUCUAAGCAAUCUUCCAUUCUCACAAAGCGUGUGCCCGCCAUUGAUCGAUAUGAGCAGCACACAAGCCUUAGUUACAUUGGCACGUGCAGCUAAGGAAGCCGAGAUUCAAACUAUACUUCGCAGUACUCAGCAAAAUCCCAAACCAAUAAACUCCACACCUGCCUCACCACAUCCCAAUCUCAGUGUUGCAUUACAACAGGCCGCACAAUUUGUUUCACCUGCACUUAUUUAUUCUACUCAAUUGCAAAAACAGCAGCAGAUCCAAUCUUCACGUCAGUCUAGUCCUUUGCACAGCAGUUCUGUUCAGAAAAGCAAAUCAUCAGUGGCUACAAGUGCGGCGACCGUGCCUCUUGACUUGAGCUCCCAACCACCAGCGGCCAAACGAUUUAAAGUGGAAUUACAUGCUGCUGGUAGCAGUAGUGAAUCAGUUGGACCUGUUUCAUCAAAUGCAGCAAUGUCCCCUUCAUCACCAACAUCAGAAAAUAAUGUCUUGAUUGGUUCCAGUGGUGGAGUACAAAGAGCACGUUCGAAUACACCUGACAAAUUCAGCGAUUCAGUCUCACCAGCGCCGGCAAUAACUCGCCAGUCACCUACUACACAACAAUGUCAGGCUCAAAGUGAAGAAGUAGCCCGGUGGACCGUUGAUAAUGUAUGCGCUUUCGUGGGCGAAAUUGAUAUAUGCGCUGAUUAUGUGCAGCAUUUUCGUGAUCAAUGCAUUGAUGGCAGCGGUUUACCUUUGCUCACGGAGGAUCAUUUGCUGAAUUCAUUGGGCAUGAAAUUAGGACCUGCGUUAAAGUUGCGGUCAAUCCUUGCGAAAAAACUAGGCGGUCCCUGCCCAUGCGUGACAUGCAUUACACAAGCACGGCAAAUGUUGGCCUUACAAGCCGCAGCUAAGAAUGAUGCAGUGAGACCGAUAUCAACAAUGCCAAUAGAAGCACCAGCAGCAGCAGGAGAUACAAGCACGGUUGGAGCGACUAACGAUAUCGCCACCAUAAGCGAUAUAAACGAGAAAGAAAAACAGACUCGUGAAGAAAGACAAGAAGUCCAACAAACUCAAACACAAAUAACGGAGCAGCGGCGACCGAGUGUCAGUAUCAAUAAUGAGAGCAGCAGUAGCUGUUCCGCCCUCACACUACAGAUAAGCGCCAAUAUAUAUAAGAAUGCGCCGAACAGUGACAGUCACAACAAUGAGAAAGUAAGUGGUGAGAAUAAGAGAAGCGGCGUAAAAGUAGCUAACAAAACGACUGGCGGUAACACUUGCUGCAUACUCGACACUCCGUUUGAUUCCAUAGCAAAUAAAGACUGCAAAAGUAAUAGUAGAAGUGGCGGGAGCAGUAACACUAAGAACGGGAGUUUACAACGAGCCGGAACUGGUGAUGUCGCAGAUGUUGGCAGUUAGCUUUCGUUUAUUGAUAUUGUGUAUAUGGUAUUACUAUAUAUAUUAGUACUGCCCCCACCGGGCUUGAUAAGCUAUGAUUUUUUGACACUGGGACUUAACUCUUAAGUAUGUAUGUAUAUAGCGGAUAUUCACAAAUAUCUUAUAAAAGUUUUCCGCUCUGUCUUAUAAGCGUACUUUUUUCCGACCCGUAUUUUACUUAUUUAGUGUCGAAAUAAAAACUCGUACUUACAACCGCUGCGUGAAUUCAGUUAUAAUGCCCGAAUACAUUUCUCGAAGGCAGCAUAAAACUAAGUUUAUCCAAUUAUAGGAAGGAAUUAAACAAUCAAACGCACUACAAAAAUUGGAGAAGAAGCUCAGCUUAAACCUUUCAAGUUAAAAUGCGCCAUUCAGUCGUUAACAUAUAAUUUAAGUACGAUGACUUUCAGUUUUCAAUAAACCAAGACUUUUAGCUAAUUUUUAAAAAGGGCAAAGAUAUACCUAUGUGUAUCGCACAUUUGCUGCAACGUGUCAUCAUCCAUCAUGUAGAAAUGACUAGUCCAUUCUUUUAUGUUGUGUAUAAAAUUCAACAAAAUUUCAAUUUACAGCAUCUCGUUAGGUGAAAAUAUCGGACAGGUACUGUUGUAAUUCACUUUGGAAUGAGUUGCAAAAAAAUUAAGAUUUCAAUGAAAUUCACUUGGAAGAGAAUCCUGCCAUUUUUACUUAAGGACAAAGUAAAUUGAAAGCUUUGACGCCGUUUUCGGAUGAUGGCUCUCUUGAAGUAAAUGAGCGAUAUUUAAAUACAUACAUAUCUACAAUUCCUCUCGAAAAACUGAAUUUCUAGUUUUCAGUUCCGCUCAAUGGAAACUUAGUCUGGUUUGGAUGAGUAGUGUUUUAUUGUUGUGUACAGAAAACACUUUCACAUACAUAUGUACAUACAAAUAUGGUAUACAUAGCUAAUGUGAAGGUAAUACGUAAGGUAAUGCAUUUUUAUUGGUACAUUUCACAGUUUAAAAUAUUAGUAAUUCACUUGAGCUUUUCAUUCUACCAGUCUUAAUAUUACCUUUCUUUAAUAAACUCAAUUUUCCAUGAAAUUAUAGUUUUCUGAAUUAUUAAUAUUUAAUAAUGAAAAGCUUUAUUUAAAAAAACUGGUUUCAUUGUACAAUUCUUACCUAUUCUUAAUUAGUGUAUAUAUCUUAAAUCUUAAUUAAUAUGCAAAUUGGCAAGCAAAACCUUAAUCAGCUUAAGUUAAUUGUUUUCAAGCGUGUGGUACUUUUCAAAACACUGAUAAAUUUUAAACUGAAAUUAUUUUCAUAUUAAACAGAAACUUUAGUGGCAUGACAUAAAAAACCACGAGUUAGACUCUCAUUUUACCGGAAAGGGUUAAAUAAUCUAAAACUAAAGAUUUCGAAGUAUUUGUGAUUACCACAAUACAGAAUGUAACGAAUUUUCUGUAAUCUGGAACUUCAGUUUGUUGUAUAAAUAAUUUAGCUUCAGUUUUUGAACAGCAAUCAUUAUUGUUAUAGUUGUUGUAAAUAUAAUAGCAUUAAAGAUGCAUUUAGAAUAUCAUGCAAUUCAUUCAUAUGUAGAACAGAAAAGCAAUCACAAUAGUAUGCAAAUAUUUUGCUGUUAUGUAGUAAGUAAGUUUCCUUAUAAAAAAUGCCUUAGUAUAAUGAAGAAUAGUUUUUUUACCAUAUUUAUAGUAAUAUAGUUGUUUUAGUAGUAAAAUAUGAUAUGUAAAUAUUGAAAAUAAUAAGCAACAAAACAUCGCAGUCUUCCACUGAAAUAGUUACUACGAAAAAUAAAUUUAAGCUUAUCUGCAUAUGCGUACAUAACUUCCUUACCAUUCUGUUGUACUAUUAACCAGGUUACAUGAACUCUUCAAAGCCGAAAAUAAAAAAUAGUCAAAUUAUUAGAAAUAACGCUAGUUUCUUAAAAUAAAUUUAUAUAUUCCCUAUGUACCCAACCCUAAAGAAAGUGUACUUAAUUUUAAUGGAAUUUCUAGUUUAGUGUAAUUAUCGUUUUAAUAAGAUAAUUAACAAACAAGUCAGCAGUUAUUUAAAAUAUUCAAAUAUUUUUAAUAUUUACAUUAAUAUUUACAUUAUUUAAUGCUAAGCUAUUUAUUACUAGUCAGUUUAGGAAUAUUAACUUUUAUGGAUACAAUUAUGUGCUUCUUGCUAAAAUUUGUUCAACACUAUUAUGUUUUAUAAAAUUUUUAAAUUUCUGUCACUUAGUGAAUUAAAGUCUAUUAACUUCAGAUUAUGAGACUAGUAAAACUCUAAUGUAUUAAAUAUGAACAUGCAAAUAUACACAUCUUUUUAUGUGCGUCAUAAUUAUACAAAUGUUAUUUAGUGUAUGCCUUCCCGUACAUAAGGAAGUUAAUAUUCAGCAUUGGAUAAAAAAUAUUUUCCUCCUUAUGUGAAAAAUUUACAACAUUGUUAUUGUCCUGAUGCAAUACGUCGAAAGUAGCAUCUGCUUGUUACCACCCACUGUUUAGGUCAUCUGAUGAGGUCCCUGUCAUAACAGUACUCUCCCACCCACCAUGUCUCUGUCCAUACCAUAGAAACGUAAGUUCCUAUAUCUGGUAUCGUCAGUUUACCUGCAUCCAAAUAAAUUUAUCUGGAAAGUGGUCCUAUAGCACAACCGUAAGUUACUAAAUCUACUACUACAGGAAAAGUUACUACAUCUACUACUACAGGAAAAGUUGCUACAUCUACUACUAUGGAAUUUCAGCUAUUUAGUGCUAUGCCUUCGGUUUCUCUCCAUUUAUCUCAAAUCAUUGAGUACGCACGCUGACAAAUUUUUGAUACCAUCCCAUACUUCUUUAGAUUGUAGCAUACCACUCUAUCACCGCUUGUUUGUAUCUUUCAGAUGAACAGGUAUACAUCAAUGUUGAUUUUGCUGUCGCUUCCACCCUCUUCAGAUCUGAAUAUGUUUCUGUAGCGCAUUGGAGGGGUGAGAUCGGGCGAGUCACCAUACUUUAUUAUACCAUAGAACAGGCACCCAAAAGCUGUCGAGCGCGGGACAAUCAAAUCCAUGAAAACCGUUGCACCGCAGUGCAAGUAAGAAUUCCCAUAUUUUUCUGUUUUUAGUCAGACGCGUCCUCAAUCCGUUAUCGUCAACUCGAAGACAAACGAAACAUUGGGUUAAUUUACCAUUUAUAUAUAUUUAAACACAGCUCAUAAAGUCUGCCUACAGGGAGCCAAAGCUUAACGACCUCGGCUGUGUAUUUUGGGUCGUUAUCAUAUUGGAUCCAAAACGUUCUUAGUAAGCCAAGAUUCUCGGUACUCUGUUUCAAAUUCCCUUUUGAAACGUUCUAAUUUUCCCAUUUAUCCAUUGUCGAUUCAAUUCUAACUCACCCACUCUACUUGCCGCCAUGCACCCCACAUAACUUCACCACCGCCGGUUUGACUGUGCCAACAAAAUUUUGUUUCUCAAGGGCAAUUCCUGAUUUGCGCCAAACAAUGUGAGGACCUCUUAUCCCAAAUAUACAAAAUUUACUUACGUCUGAAAAAAAUCACUUGUUUCGAAAACUCUGGAGGCUUACUUACAUAUAUACAUAAUUAUUAGCAAAUUCAAUGCGCUUUCUUCUGUUAACAAAUGAAAUAAACGGUUUUCUUCGAGCGACUAUACGAUGAUAUCCAGCUUUAUGUACAACUUUUUUUAAGAAUUUUUAAUAAUGUAAUUCAAAGGAUAACCCUUGCCAUAUUGAUUAUGUUGCGAUCUUCUCGGACCGAUAGUGUUCUGGGACGCCCAGAUCUGGGUUUGGAUUUUAAACUCCCCGUUUUCUUGUAACUGUUUACUACGCGUUGAACAGAGGAAUACAUUCUCCCAAUAGAUUUGCCAAUAUUGUGGAAACUAUUUCCAUCUUUCCACAAAUUUGUAAUUAUUUUUCUUUCUGAUACACUAAUAAAUUGUAGCAGCAUAAAAUUUUUCCUUACAUAUAUAUGGGGAAUGCUGCUGAAGUGACAGUCCUUGGACGAAUAUAAAGCCAGGUCGUUCCGGUUGCCUAGAACCGACUGUCGUGCGAACGGCACUAACAUCUUUCCCUUUAGUUUCCAUGUUUUCAAAUUAUUACCUUUUUUAAAUAAAAUGAGCUCUGAGUUCGUCAACCAACUGCAUUCGUCAACCAAUCAAUUAUAAUAACAAAGAGCAAAAUUAGCAAAAACAAUAACGGUAUUAUUAAAAGAAAUAAAGUGAACGCAGAUUUUCGGUCGCUGUAUUUACAGCGUGCUGCAAUUACUUUAUGCAAAAAAAUUUAGUGAGGAACCUUGUUGUUUUCCUUUGCUUUUGUAACUUAGGAAUGUAAUGGAGGAAUAAAUUAAUAAAAUAUGUUUUCAACUAUAUAA
This is a messenger RNA of Anastrepha ludens (Mexican fruit fly), 8578 nucleotides long. RefSeq names its product probable serine/threonine-protein kinase nek3 (gene Samuel). The record is from RefSeq and is a predicted model, not a curated record. The transcript has 6 exons. Gene Ontology annotation, molecular function: protein binding. Lineage: Eukaryota; Metazoa; Arthropoda; Insecta; Diptera; Tephritidae. Gene Ontology annotation, cellular component: PRC1 complex. The coding region runs from base 1839 to 4253 and encodes 804 amino acids.